UGUUUACUAAAGAACAUUUUUUUCAUUUGGUUUCUUACACUAGCUUUAUGAAAAUGUGCUAACGACUGAUUCUGAAGUUCUGCAAAGUGCUUGAAUUAGAACAUUAGUGUGCUAUAGAUACCAUCCAGGACCGCCCCAAAAGGGAGGGGUCUAAAAACACACCCAUUAAACACACCCUGCUUGUUAAAAGCUGGAGCACUGAGACAGAAAGUAAUGCCCAACCCACAGGCGCUCCUUUAAGGUAAGAUCUGUAUAUUUGUUUUAACAAAGGCAGCAUUUAUUUAGCAGAUACAUACGGAAAAAAAAUAUAUUUUUACAGUGUAUGAAAAUGACAAAAAAUGUAUUUGAUAAAAAUAUUUUUAAAUGCAUUAGUAUUCAUUAUUAUAGGUUUUCAGUUGUGUGUAGUUGUAAUAAAGGUUAUAGAUGUAACUAAACAGUUUAGUGUUUGAAAUAUGUCUCAAGUAUUUUUUCCCACAUGGGCAUGUACGCAUGUGUAUGCGUCACUCUCGUUUCAGUGGAAGAUAUGGCUGAUUUAGCUAAUAUUGCGUCUGCAGUCAUAGCUGGAGCAUCGCUGGUCGGCACCAGCAUCGAGCAAAUCUCCAACAAUAUAAACACUGAGAGGAAUGUGACCAUAGACAUAUGCAACUACAGUGAGAAAUACAUCCUCAGAAACCCGAGAGUGCACACCUACAGUGGAUACAGCCAUGAUCCUCCUCAACCCACCAUCAGACCAAACACCACAGAGGCCUGUUCAUUCACCAAAAAACCCAACACAGCGUGGGGCUGUGCGGGCGUCCUGAUGUACGAUGUCGCAGAUGAUGAGGACUGUCCCGCCGUCUGCUGUGUAGCCAUCAUGUUCUCUGUUCCUUACAACUACAAUCACUAUGAAAACUUAUUCGCUCUGGGUGUUUUUGAUACCAACACAUCUUGUGAUGAGUCUCUGUACAACAUGAUGUACUACGAAACUGGCCCCUUCAUGAAGGAUAAGUGUUCAGGGAGUGAAGUUAGAUUUGAGAAAUAUGGUGUUGAAUUCAAAGGAACCAUGUCUCCAAGAGCCUUUGAACGCCUGGUCCUAGACCACCUGAAGAACAUUACAAACCCUCUGCUAGAUCCCCUGCAGUUCACAUACAGAGCUAACAGGUCUGUUGAUGAGACGGUCAACUUGGCCCUGCACUUCAUUCUACAGCAUGAUCGACAGUCAUGGAACCUACGCUAG
This is a messenger RNA of Colossoma macropomum (tambaqui), 1216 nucleotides long. RefSeq names its product DELTA-actitoxin-Ate1a-like. Gene Ontology annotation, biological process: cytolysis in another organism; pore complex assembly; monoatomic cation transport. The coding region runs from base 476 to 1216 and encodes 246 amino acids. Gene Ontology annotation, molecular function: channel activity. The record is from RefSeq and is a predicted model, not a curated record. Lineage: Eukaryota; Metazoa; Chordata; Actinopteri; Characiformes; Serrasalmidae. The transcript is spliced from 3 exons. Gene Ontology annotation, cellular component: pore complex.